AGCCCAAAAGGAUGAUGCACAUUACUCCCUAAAAGGCCAGAAACAAAGUUAUCCUAUCUGAGUAGCCCACUGCGGAAGCCUCUUACCUGUUCGACAAAAUGCCUCAAAGAGAAUAAUCAUCUAAGUUCUUUCACAAUCUACGAUUCUUGGUUUAAGGGAGUCUUGGUUUUGCUGGUAUAAUUUAGCCUGAAGAUUGAAAAUGGAGAAAAUAAUGGUGUUGCAGCGUAAUCCAACUUCCCUAUCCACGCAGCUAUUCCCAACUACAACUGCUUAUAACUGCAGUUUAAGCUGCUCCAAUGUCAUUUCUUUCAGAUUUCCCAGAAGAAUUAAUAUAGUCAAAAUUUAUUCUUUUCAAAAGUUCACUAAAAGGACUAACGUAGUCAACUUAACCAAAGCUUCUUUGUGGGAAGAUCCUGAUGACGGUAGUGAUAGUGAAGAUGAUGAUGAAGAAGAAGUGGAAGAAGAGAAUGAAAUGGAAGAAGAAGAAGAAGAAGAAGAAGAAGAAGAUAUGGAUGUUAAGAGUAAGUGGGACUAUGGAGCAGAAAAUAAAGCAACAGCUAGUUCUACAAAUGGGUUGUCUAGUAGCAACUCUGAAGAGGAGUUUAUGAAAGAGGUAGAACAGCUUUUGAGCCCAGAGGAAAGGGCAAUUUUGUACUGCAACCAUACUACAGAGCUGGAUAAGAUAUCAACUGAAAAAUGGAACCCUCUUCACACUUUUGCACUAGCAGGGCAGAUACGAUUUAUGGAUAGACUUCUAGAGGAGGGUCUUGAUAUUGAUGUUGUUGACAAGGAAGGGCGAACUGCUCUCCACCAUGCGGUUUUUGGUAAAAAAGAGGCUGUCAUCAGUCAUCUUCUAAGAAAAGAUGCAAAUCCUCAAGUUAGGGAUUUGGACGGUGUUACCCCGCUUCAUUAUGCAGUUCAAGUAGGAGCCAUGCAAACUGUUAAGUUGUUAAUCAAAUACAAGGUUGAUGUGAAUGUUGCUGAUAACGCGGGCUGGACGCCGCUGCAUGUGGCCAUGCAAAGCAGAAACAGAGACAUAGCCAAAAUUCUUCUAGUCAAUGGAGCAGAUAAGUACAGGAAGAAUAAGGAUGGCAAUACACCCCUUGAUCUUAGCCUUUGUUAUGGCAAAGAUUUCAAGUCUUAUGAUCUGGCGAAAUUACUGAAGCUCGUUCCUGCUAAUAGAGAGCUGUGAUUCGCUUCUACAAUUUAGUCACAGCUCCAAGAGAUGGAUCUUCCAAAUAUUCAAGAAGAUCAGAGCCAGAACAUUGACUUCGCCGUCUUAGCUCAUAUUUAGCAGAUUCUUCUGCAGAUUUGCCUCCGACAGAAGAAAUGCUGAUCAAACAGUUGAGGAAGUUCAUUAAGCAUGUUACGAUGGAGAUAUUGACGCACAAUUCAGAUUAUCUAUAAGACCUGGAACUGCAAAAUCUUUGGGCAAUUGUGCAGUCAGUCUUGUAACAGAUUUGUAAAUUAUCUAUUUUUUAUGGCAUACAUGUCUCAGUACUGAGUUUACACAUUCUACUGAGCCAGUAUCAGGGAAUUGGAAAGUUAUGAAUUCUUUAGUACGUCUAUGAAAAA
Messenger RNA from Nicotiana tabacum (common tobacco), 1575 nucleotides. Its product is annotated as ankyrin repeat domain-containing protein EMB506, chloroplastic. Gene Ontology annotation, molecular function: protein binding. The record is from RefSeq and is a predicted model, not a curated record. Lineage: Eukaryota; Viridiplantae; Streptophyta; Magnoliopsida; Solanales; Solanaceae.